Molecule: messenger RNA, 378 nt
Organism: Trichoplax adhaerens
Lineage: Eukaryota; Metazoa; Placozoa; Uniplacotomia; Trichoplacea; Trichoplacidae
Exons: 5
Coding region: 1-378 (125 amino acids)
Source: RefSeq, a predicted model, not a curated record
AUGGCUUCGAUGAACAUCAAGAUUUCCUUCUUCAUAGCGUUAUUCUGCUUAGCUUUCGAGAAUUCCCAUGGUGCUACACAGAAUUCGAUUAUAGAUAGUGGUAAUUCGAUUGUAACCUUAGUUAUCAAGAAUCGGCCGUAUACAUCACUAUAUAGAUAUAAAGACAAAGAGCCUUACUUAAGCUUAAUCGCCGAAUUCAAGUCAGGGAUAAUAACCAUGAUGCUUGGAGCUGUUGGAAACUAUACUCUUCCGCGCAUAGGAUCCGCAAAAUCAGAAUCUUAUUGUCAGCUAUCAACUCCUGUUCCUACCGCUGUCGGCAAUACUGUACCGACUGCUUUGCCAACUGAUUGCAGCUUCUUAAUGAUAAGCUCUAAUUAA